GCUGCGAUUUGCAAAUCCAUCUAUGACGUGUGCUGGGAACAUGUCAUCAUCGUACCAAAGCAAGGCAAUCAAGACAAGUGGAGACGAGAUAAGGAUACCAUUGUCUUACAUUAUAUAAAGUGUAUGUGAUACUCAGAAUAUAAUGUGGUUUUAACAAAAUUAUUUACAAACUCUAAUAAGAAAGUCUCCAAAAUAUCAAGGUAUUUAUAAAUCUUAACAUUCAUUUGCCAUUCUUUCAUUAUCAGGUCAAUAAUAAUAUCACAGAAAUGUCACGACUUGAUAACAUUGACGCACUGGAAAAGCAAUUAGCUGAGUUACAAAUGGCUAAAGAUUUAAAUACCACUGGAAAGGUAAAAAAGAUACCACCAGCCGUGCCACCAAAAAAGAAGGCUCAACCGCAAGUUCCACACAGUGCUGUAGUAAGCACUAUAUGUGAGCCAUCAUAUUCGGCUAUGAUUAUGCCACCUGCAAGUAACAAUUUGACGUAUAGAAAUCCACCUCCAGGCAAUACUCGGCCUCAUAUUCAUAAAGACUAUGCCAAUGUUAAUCAGUUAAAUCUGUCAUCGUUUAACCAUUCCUAUAGGCAAAACUUGCCCAUGCCGCCCAAGACUUAUAACGCAACAUACAGCAAUGUACCGCCAUAUAGAAGCAAUGAUAACUUGCCUCCCGUGCCACCACCGCCACCGCCGCCACCUCCACCACCCUCAAUCUCUAUUUCAUCAUCGAAACCAUAUAACAUGCAUCAAAAUAAUGAAGAAUAUUUGCCACCGCCAUCGCCUGUCAGUUCUAACUACAGUGAGUUAGUCAGAGCCACUGCAAACUUGAACUAUAACCAAGAAAGGCCAAGUUAUCCACCUAUCUAUCAGAAUGAGUUUCCUGAAUAUGGAGCAUCACAAUCUUCAACUUAUGAGUCACUUUAUGAACCUAUUAACCCACGCCCACACAGCAACUUGUCAUCUCAGUCUAAUUCACUGCACAACUACCGCAAUAACUUGUCUAACACAAGCAAGUCACCACUUCACAAAGAAGAAGAAGUUGAUGCACUUACUAAUAUGCUUGUGAAAUCCAUAACAGACAGUCAAGAUUUAGAUGUUUUUGGAACAUGUGUCAAAUGCGAUGGGAAAGUAAUUGGUGAGAGUUCUGGAUGUACUGCAAUGGGAAACAUGUAUCAUGUCACCUGUUUCUGUUGCCAUCGAUGUAAUGUAAACCUGCAAGGGAAGCCAUUCUAUGCUGUUGAAGGUCAGCCUUACUGUGAAACUGAUUACUAUGAAACCUUAGAAAAAUGUUCCGUUUGUGACAUGCCGAUUCUAGACAGAAUUCUACGAGCUACUGGGAAACCGUACCAUCCCAACUGUUUCACUUGUGUUGUUUGUGGGAAGAGUCUUGAUGGAAUACCAUUCACUGUUGAUGCAAUGAAUCAAAUUCAUUGCAUUGAAGAUUUCCAUAAGAAAUUUGCUCCACGUUGUUGUGUUUGCGAAUUGCCUAUCAUGCCAGAAGAAGGCGAAGAAGAGACUGUAAGAGUGGUGGCGUUGGAUCGCAGCUUUCAUGUAAGAUGUUACAGAUGUGAAGACUGUGGGUUACUACUGUCAUCAGAAUCAGAAGGCAGGGGAUGUUAUCCUCUGGAUGAUCACAUCCUUUGCCGAAAUUGUAACGCGCAUCGUAUCCGUCUCCUUACGAAUGUUAUGACUACUGAUCUAUAAGUUUUGUGAUACCUUUAUCUUUAACUUGAAUAUCUUUUCUUUAUUGCAAUUUAACGCUAUUAUACUUUAUAAUAUUUUCAUACACUUAACAGCAUCAUGUAACUUUUGUUAACAUUUUAGUUUAAUAAUUUAUAUUCUGCAUUUCAAUAUUUCUUAUUGGAUUUAGGUAGCAACGAGUUGUAUUUAGUAUUUUAGCUAGUAGUCAUUUUAGUGAUACAUUUAGUUCAUAGUAAUUAUUGCUAUUUAUUUUUUGAGCCAUUGUAUUGUAUAAGAAGACUGUUAUCAAAGUAAUAUUUGUCAAGUUUAUUGUAAUGUUGGUUAUAAGGCAAAUAUAUUAAUUGGUUUUUAAUAUAGUAGCAUCAUGUGAUAAUCGAAACAAUAUUGUUGAGUAAUAUUUUCUAUUUAUAGAGCAUUAUAAAUGCUAAAAAUCAUAUUUUUAUACUUUAUUAUCUAGUGUAGCUACAUCUGUAAUCUAAGGGCAGCUUAUUAUUUUAUUUAUUAUAAUAAAUAUAUUUUUUUUUAUUUG
Molecule: messenger RNA, 2226 nt
Organism: Spodoptera frugiperda (fall armyworm)
Lineage: Eukaryota; Metazoa; Arthropoda; Insecta; Lepidoptera; Noctuidae
Product: lipoma-preferred partner homolog
Exons: 1
Coding region: 267-1700 (477 amino acids)
Biological process (GO): cell-cell adhesion
Cellular component (GO): focal adhesion; stress fiber
Source: RefSeq, a predicted model, not a curated record